CUUUCUUUUCUCCCUCCCCCCCCAUCACACAACCAAAGGGUCGCAAAGCUGUUGCUGGAGUUGUCUCAUGAGUUUCUCGUUGGGAUAACGCCGCCCGGACCCGUCAAUCUUUUUUUGUGCAUCACUCUUUUUUUCUUCCGUUUUCCUCCACUCCUUCCUUCUUUUCGUCACUCUCUUAUCACCCCCGGAAUCGCGGCGACAGUCUCUCCUUGCGCCGCCAUUUCCAUUAUCCCGCGUUCUCUCAGCACCAGUACGGAAUAACCUCAUCACGCUCCGGUACGAAUACCGCCCACGAACCGCAGACCGCCACCAUGUUCAAGCGCUCGUUUCGAAGCCGCGACGCCAGCACCUCCCAGCGGGAGGCUGCCUCGACGGCGAUGGAUUCGCAACACCGGGUGGACAAGUCUGCGAGGCUGACGAGGAAGGGUGCCACGCGGGAUCCGCAGAAAGUGUCGAAAUUAAAACGGUCGCUCAAAGGCGAGGACACCUCGCGCAUGCAGUCGGAGCAGGCGAGGCCCGCCGAUAAGCCAAUCGCCCCCUCGCCCAUCGUCACCCUCGUGGUGGGCCGGGAGGCGCGGCUGUUUGCAGCGCACGAAGACGUGCUGCGCCAGGCGCCUUUUUUCGACAAGGUCCUGCGCAGCAUCUACGUCGAUGCGCAGAAUAGGAAGAUUGCGCUCCCGGACGAGGAGCCGGAGGUCUUCAGCGCGAUCCUCGAGUAUCUCUACAAAGGCGACUACUACCCGCGUCUGCAGCACAACAAGCAGCGCAACUCGUGGGAACUCGAGGAUUCGCUUCCCCGUCGGGCCACACCACAAACCUCCCCGACGAUCCACGAAUCACCAAAAAUCGGAGGUGGUCGCGCAGGGCAGACACCCCAGACCCCUUCGGCUGUCGAGGCGACCGUGUACCUCUCGAGCGUCAACCAGCACCUGCUCCGCGACACGGUGAUCUACUGCGCCGCGGAGCGCUAUGGACUGGAGGAGCUCAAGAGGCUGGCGCUGCGGAAGCAAGGAUUGCAGUCGGGCAUCGACGUCGGCACGAUCCUCCGCAGCGCGCAAUACUGCUACGCCCACACCCCCGACUCAGACAGCCGCCUGCGCGCUCAUUACCUGGCGCUCAUCAUCCGGUGCCGCAAGACCUUCAAGCGCAGCGGCACCAUGCAGGCCGAGAUGGAGAAGUCCGGCAGCGACGUGUACGGCGAGGGCAGCGGGAAGCUCUUUUUCGACCUGUUCGUUGCCAUGUGCAACCACCUCGACGACGUCAUUGAGGCGAGCAACGUGCGGACCCCAAAGACCAUCUGAGAGGCUGGGCUCCUUGCACAUAAUGCGUAACGAACAGGUUCCUGGUUUUUUUCUUCAGGCGUAAACGGGGAACACUUACCGAGCAGCGGAACGGGUUCAUCAGGGGUUGUGUCUUUGUUUGCUCGUCAACAUCCGGCGUUUG
Chaetomium fimeti is the source of this 1443-nucleotide messenger RNA. RefSeq lists its product as uncharacterized. Gene Ontology annotation, molecular function: protein binding. The record is from RefSeq and is a predicted model, not a curated record. Lineage: Eukaryota; Fungi; Ascomycota; Sordariomycetes; Sordariales; Chaetomiaceae. The transcript has a single exon. The coding region runs from base 312 to 1301 and encodes 329 amino acids.